AUGGAAUUGAACAUUGCGUCACGGUAUAACCCCCCAACCCUUUGCUGUAAUCAUGCUCAAUCAACAGACGGAUGGGCGAUCAUUAGAUUGUCACACCUCGUAUAAUAGGGCCAGCCGCUGUGUGUCGCUUAGCAACAGGUAUGAAAGUAUACGUCCAAGGUGGACUCAAGCCAAACAUUCUAGCAUCGGACUAUCAGUAUUAUGUUACUGUAUACUUACCCACCUCCUAACUACCUACUGGAUAUCUGCCUACUACCUAGCUACCUAUUCCAAAUGAGACUAUCAGAUCUUACAAUGUAACGUAUCCAUCACGGAGCAGAGUCUGGUAUCCUUUCCCAACUGAGU
Messenger RNA from Canariomyces notabilis, 345 nucleotides. RefSeq lists its product as uncharacterized. Bases 53 to 277 code for a protein of 74 amino acids. The record is from RefSeq and is a predicted model, not a curated record. The transcript has a single exon. Lineage: Eukaryota; Fungi; Ascomycota; Sordariomycetes; Sordariales; Chaetomiaceae.